Molecule: messenger RNA, 1000 nt
Organism: Ipomoea triloba (trilobed morning glory)
Lineage: Eukaryota; Viridiplantae; Streptophyta; Magnoliopsida; Solanales; Convolvulaceae
Product: CRIB domain-containing protein RIC10-like
Exons: 5
Coding region: 466-930 (154 amino acids)
Source: RefSeq, a predicted model, not a curated record
UAAAACGAACGAACGAAGGAAGUCAGUUUCUCCUGACCUUUGUUUGGGAGGUUUUCGUGGUUGUCCACCUCUACUUCCCAUUCUCCCUCCUUUCUUCAUUCUUUCCUAUCUCCCCCUUCCUCAUAAUCUUUCUUCCUCCUCUCCCCUACCAGAAAAUGACCCUAUUGUUGUCGUACUCUCUUGGAGGCGACCCACCUUCUUUCUCCUCCUAGGCCCUACCUAUAUAUAUAUAUAUAUAUAUUUCUUGCUUUCCCAUGCACUUCUGCAUGCAUGCUUUUUAUCUAGUAUUUUCCAUUCAUAUUUGAAUUGAACCCAAUUUCUGGGUUUCUAUCAUCUCUGCAAUUCCUGCUCUUUUACAAGGUUUGGUAAUUAAAUGAAAAUUUGAGAGGAAUUUUAAAUGCCCAUUUGAUUCUGGGGUUUUGAUAGGCAGAGCAGACUCUUGAAUUUGCAAUCUCUUCAACCAAGAUGAAGGGGUCUUUCAAAGCUGGAUUCAAAUAUAUCUCUAAUAUUUUUGUAGUGAAGGAGCGGGAUAUUGAGAUUGAGAUUGAGAUUGGAGACCCAACAGAUGUUAAGCAUGUUGCACAUAUUGGGUGGGAUGGCCAAACUGGUAGUGCACCUACUUGGAUGAAUGGAUUCAAGUCAGGGCCUGAUUCAACUGUGCCAUCAAUUACUAGUUCUGGUGCCGAACAUUCUCCGUGGUCUUCUCAAGAAUCGGUGCAAUCGGGACCCGAGCCAGAGUGUUGCAAUGAAGGGCCACAACCAACAACAGAGGCUCCUUCUGAAGUUCCCAAGAAACCGAAACGAAAGAAGCUCAAGUCGAGUGCUUCCACUGCAUCGAGGUCAGCCCACACAACCAAAUCGAAGACAAAGUUAGGCAACAACAAUAAUGACACUACCAAAUCGAUCAAAGUAGAAGUGGCCACAUAUUAACAACCAAAUAAACGUAUGCUCGUUCUAAACAUGUUUCAUUAACUUUCUCGAAACUCCUUCACACGAAAAA